AUGAUUUCGACUCAGCUGAAGAACACGCCAGCUCAGAAUCAGAGCCAAGCGAUGGACCAAGCUAGUCCAGACCUGGUGUCUUUCACACCUAGAACCUACGGUGACUGGCGUGAUGAGUUUCACAAGAAUGGCUACGUCGCGAUCAAAAACCUGAUCAGCCCCGAGCGCGCUCAGUAUUACCGCGAAAAGCAGAUUCAGUGGCUGAAGAACUUUGAGCUUGGCUUUGAUGAGAAUGAUGAAGCUACUUGGUCGGCCGAACAUCUGCCUGUUAGGUUGAAGGGAGGGAAUUAUUCUCAACUCGGUUACGGAAUGUACUUCGUUUACGGCGCUUGUCAUGAAAAGAUGGCCUGGGAAGCUCGUACUGAGCCAAAUGUUAUCGAUGUCUUCGAAAAGCUCUGGGAGACUAAAGAGCUGAUCUGCUCAUUUGAUGGAAUGAAUAUUUCCCUCCCUCGCCGCGAAGAUCUCAACUGGAGCCCAUGGCCACACUGUGACCAGAACCCAGAUCGGAAAGGAAUGCAAGCAGUCCAAGGCCUUCUGAACUACGCUCCGAAUGGCCCCAAUGACGGCGGAUUAAUGCUCAUGAAAGGAUCAUCGAAGUUCUUUGCUCACAAACGUGAAUCAUUCAACCACGAAGAUGCACCACCGCCCGAGAUUCAAUUCAUGGAUCUCUUCUUGUUUAGCGAAAAAGACGUGCAGUGGUUCAAAGAUCGUGGUUGUGAGCUAAUCAAGGUGAAUAUGGAGCCUGGUGACUUUGUGCUCUGGGACUCUCCGGACAAUGCACUAUGCCUGUCUACCAGAGGGUAA
Molecule: messenger RNA, 804 nt
Organism: Penicillium maclennaniae
Lineage: Eukaryota; Fungi; Ascomycota; Eurotiomycetes; Eurotiales; Aspergillaceae
Exons: 4
Coding region: 1-804 (267 amino acids)
Source: RefSeq, a predicted model, not a curated record